AUGGCGCAAACUCUCGAGGGACCAUUGGGAGGCAUGUUCUCACGGGGACGAGGAUCCGCCCCCUCCUCUUUGGGGAAGCUCAGGGCUGUAGCAGGAGAAAAGAAGAAAAGGAAGGCUCCGGGCUCCCCGAGCUCAGAGAGGAAGAAGCCAAAGAAAAGUUUGGCCCGUAAGCCAAAGGAAAGUUCUAGCUCUCGAGCGCCCGACUCUGAUUCUCUUUAUCAGGUCAGGGAUGAGCCUGAAGAAGAUGAUUUUUUCGUGGCCCACGGGCCGACAUCCCCUGAGGAGCGAGCAACUGUUGCAGAGGAGAUCCAUAAAGCUGAUCCCCCUCAAGCCCGGGGGGUAGAUGAGAAGACCAGGGCCGAGAUUUCCCGGAAUGCCAAACACACACAGAAGGAGGCACCCAUUGCCUUGGUGCUCCAUCACGAAAGCUUUCUUCGGUACCGGGCUGAGGUUAACCAGCUUGAGGCUGAGAUCAAGGAGCUUGCUGAGAAAAGAGACAUGUAUAAGCUUCUCAGCGAGCAACACGAAGGGGUCGUCAAGAAUCUCCAAGCUGAGCUGGAUACGGCUCAGAAGGAGCAUGCCGACUUGGUAAAAAAGCGGGAUGCCCUUGGUAGUGAACGUGAAGUUGUAAAGGCUCAGAUGCACACAACCUCAGCCAAUGCUGAAGAGAUGAUGGCACAGUAUAGGGCCGAUGUCAAGGCAUCCGAGGCCCAGCUAAAAACCACUGUUGAGUACAUGAAGCGAUUGUCUCGAUGGGAGAACCUCGAAGAGAUCCAUGCCCAAGGCUUGGACCUAUCUGCCAAGAUCCAGGAGGCGAAAAGGCUUGAGGUCGAGGCCAAGAAGCUGGCUGAUCCCAAAGAUGAAGAAGGCUCUGAAGGCUCCGACGAACUCGAAGAUAAAGAAGGCCCCGACAACUCUGGUAACAAGGCGGGUUCUGGUGAAGAUCGGGCGUAG
Messenger RNA from Nicotiana tabacum (common tobacco), 954 nucleotides. The record is from RefSeq and is a predicted model, not a curated record. Lineage: Eukaryota; Viridiplantae; Streptophyta; Magnoliopsida; Solanales; Solanaceae.